Molecule: messenger RNA, 8438 nt
Organism: Aedes albopictus (Asian tiger mosquito)
Lineage: Eukaryota; Metazoa; Arthropoda; Insecta; Diptera; Culicidae
Gene: Dg
Exons: 15
Coding region: 1816-6642 (1608 amino acids)
Biological process (GO): axon guidance; morphogenesis of an epithelium; muscle attachment
Cellular component (GO): dystrophin-associated glycoprotein complex; sarcolemma; dystroglycan complex
Molecular function (GO): laminin binding; calcium ion binding
Source: RefSeq, a predicted model, not a curated record
ACAAUUCCACGGGGUGUGUGGGACGAUUUCUUGUCGUCAUCUCGCGAAUGCGAUUCUCUGUGUGGAUUUCGCUGUGUGAGUGAGAGGGGGAGAAAGAGAGUUCUGUUCGUGUUCGCCAGUCGGUCGACUGACCCGCUGGGACCGGUUCUUUCCUGCUGGAAGUCUAACUUUGGUUCUCGACCAGGAUUGUAGCGGUACACAAUCACAUUAGGGACCAUCCUCCGGUACUUGUUUAAGCCAUUGUGUGAUUUGGUGCGCCAGGAGGUGUGCUUUCUCAGAUUGUGUGGGUGUGCGUUUUUUUGUUGGGAUUAUUGAGGUGGGACGGGACUUCCCCGGCAGGAGGUCAAAUUUCGCGGAAGCAGGAUUCUUCCUGUUUUGUGUUUACUUACACGCAGUGAAUUCGUAGGGUGGAUUCUGGCUCUGUGAAGCGAAACAGCCAAGUGAGAAAAGCCCAGAAAGUGUUGGUAGUUCUUCAUUGAAGGGAGAAGCGGAUUCGUGGGAUGAAUUAAAGCCGCAAGGUGAUAUCGACGGCUCCGGAAAGAAGAAGAAUAAAUUCUCAUCGUGUGCCGAGUGUGUUAAAGAGAAGAAUCGGAAGAGUGGAAGAAAAACAUACGAAGCAAGGUGAAUGAGUGCCAGCGUGCGGCAAGGUUUAAUUAAAAUUUCUUGAAUUUUUCAGCUCGGACAGCAAUCGACGAACUUUCGAGUAGUGGAAUCGCUGAUUCAGCCGUUCAAUAAAGUAGAAGAAGAACAACGUGUGCUAAAGUAAAUAUUACACCGUCGUCUCUGCACAAGGAGAAGUCGUGCAACAAUCGCCAUCGGAAAAGUUACUCAGUGUGCAACAAAAGUGCUGAAUGUUUAUAUUUUUUGAGUGGUAAUCGCCACACCGGAAAGCCGAUAUCGAUCACAGCACUUCCAAAGAAGUGCAGCUGUUUCAAAUUCAUUGGAUUAACUUUCAACGCCCAUCUCGGUUUCCACUGGAUGUGCUGUGCGUGGCUCGACCCUCGAAAAGGUUGAUUUGCACUUUUAUCCGCCUGACCAAGCAUUUGCAGCUCGAUUUUCUGCGGCAGAGCCCUCCACAUUGAUAUCGGCGACGAGCAGUGCCUACGGUUGGCUUUAACCGAAUCGUUUAUUGGCAAUAAUAACAGCAGCAGCAGCAGUCAGUGGCAGCGGUAAAACCACGGCCACGCUAGUAGCAUCAACAUACAAAAGGUAAAGGAGAAUCAGCAAUCGAAGGGUACAUGAAAAGAGCAUACCUUUAACCGGAUGGGAAACAGAGAUAAUAGAAAUCUCUGAGGAGCAGCCGUUAACAACAAUCAUAGCCGCCAGUCGCUGUCUUUGGUAGCGAACACACAAACGCACGAGAUGCAGCAUCUCUGACCAAAACAACGAGAUAUAUGUGGAACAACAGGAGACCAAAGUGUACCGUAAUCUAACAACACGCAUAUCUAUUGCCGUAGUGUUUCUUCUCGGUAGUCAUCCAGUCAGAAUAAAGCUAUACCGAGAAUGCCAACGUAGUGGUGUGAGUGGAGAACGUUCACAACGAAAUUAAACGGUCUUCAGUAUGACCGUAAUCAAUAGGGUAAAGUGAAUCACAGAUCGGUAGUGUAGUGUAACAAGGUCAAUGUGAAAUCGAAGAAUUUUACAAUCGGAUGGUAAAGUGGAAACUAGAAUAGUCGGAAAUUCUACAUCCCCGUAGAAUAACAUCGUAGAGUUUAUUCUCAAAUUCGAAUCGAAGAAAGGAGAAGAAGGAGGGACCGAGGUGAUAUUUCGUUUUUGGAAAUAGGCGAUCCCCUUUUUCCCACAACAGCAGCAACAAUGAAUUUACGACAUCAGGAAACGUUUUGUAUCAUACUCUUGCUAAGUACCGUCAGUAUUACCUUCGGGCAGGACUUCCAGUUUGCCAGUGAUAAGGAGGAAGAUGAAGUGCAGCCCAUGCCAGCGGCCGAAUCACUGGAUGUAGUUAGUAAAGCACAACCCAUCAAAUCAAUUUACUCUAAGGAAAAAACGCAAUGUCCGCCUUCGCAGAGCAGGAUCAUGCUGUCGCUGGUGCUCCGGUCGCACAGUUGGGACGAUAUCGUCGAAAAGAAGCGCCAGAAAGCCGUCAACAAACUGUCCAAGUUCUUCCUGAUACCGAAGGAAAACUUCGUGAUCGAUGACGUCCAUCGGACGGACAUUCACGAGAUGACAUCCCGCGCGAUUCAUCGAGGCCGAAACAACCUAAACAGCAACAAGCGCAAGUUGGGACGAAUUGGCUUCUUGAUCGGCUGCGGAAAAACCAUUUUCCCGAGCGAGAAACUGAUUGCCAACACCAUUGGGCAACAGAUGAAGGAACGAGCGCUGGAUGACAUUUCGGGACUGGAAUUCGGCUGGUGGUCCAUUUGGAGUCGCCAUCCCAUGGCAGAGCAUGAACAGCACGAGCGCCAGUCACGCCGGGUGAAGCGACAAAACAACGCCGAUGAUUACGAAAACGAUGAUGACUACGAUUACAACUACGACGAUGAAGAUGAGGCAGAGCCUACCGAAGUUCCUCAGCACGCGCACCGUCACCAUCACGGAGACAGCUCGUCCUCACAUGCGAGCGUUACUAGCAGCGAAAAACACACUAACAAGCAUAUCGACACCGUUGACAAAUCCAGGACUACGGGUGGCGGAGGGCAUAGACAUCACGAAGAACCGAACGAAGAUAAUCAUAUUGUGCCUGCUGGUGUGCUGGACCGAAAGCACCACUCGAACAAAAAAGUAGACUCUCAGACUGAAUCCAACGACCAACAAGAUUUUACUCAGGCCGACAUCCGGGAGAGCGUUUCCCAACUAGAAUCGACAAUCACAAAAACGAUAGAAAACAACGAGCAGUUGAAAAUCGAAGAGGAAAAUUUGUUGGCAAAGAAGUCCUCAAAACAUAAGGCAAUCGAUAUUCAACAGUUCAUAGAAACAGAAAGGAUGCUGCCGGACGUCCAGAAGUUCAAGGGUCGUGACGUUUUUAAGGACGACUACGUGGUUGAAGAUGCGGUAACUCCAGAAGGACACUUGAAGAAAAGUACAACAACCCACGUUCCUCAUACAACUCACAGAAUUUCAACAACGAAAAUGAAAACUCCAUCGUCCACGAAAGAAUCACUCAUUCCCCAUGCCAAAAGUAGAAGCUCGUUUACUAGCUCCAAAGUUGUUCUUCCCAUAACUACAGCUACCACCGAAGCCAUCAGGACAACAUCAGUCGCAAUGACUUCAACGAAAAACUCAAAACCGACAUCCACAACCUUGGUCACGACACCGGCAAUGACCACCAUCAAUGACCCGCCUAACGAGAUUAGUUUAUCCAAUCAAGAUAAGUCCGAAGAAUCCUUAUCAAGAACGACCGUUUCAAUCACGACUACAGUAUUACCACCCAUGACCCAACCGAUGACGACUAAGGCCACUCCGACGACCAUCCAAAUGACAGAAGCUAGUACCUCAGCACCAUCCACGACAACAACCACCCCCACCCCUCGAACUCCACCCCCUACUCCUCUCGCCACGACACCGCCAACCGCCGCAACUACCUCCCCCGCAAUCAAUCGCCUAAACGAGUUCGACGACUCCGACGCCGAAGCUAUCUCCACUGCCGCCAAUAACACUCGCUCCACUAACAACAACAACAGCCACAAACUAAACUACGUCGCACCGGCCCAGGUUGAAACGGAUGAACCUGCUUCCGGUACUGCCACCGCCACCGCCGCUGCUGCUGAGCCCGAGGACCUGGGAGCAGCGAAGACGUCCGAGAAGGAAGAGGAACUACCAACCGUACUACUAUCGUCGAUGGGAACUUCGCCAGUCACGGCGUCGUCUACGAUUUCGAUAACCUCAGCGGCCUCGCUACCAACCGACAGCCACACGGCUACCAAUCCGUUCAGGAACGUGGCAACAACCACGUCAUCGAACCAACCCGAACUGUCCUUCGGACUGGACGAAGAACCCGAGGGAGAAGACGGAGCCGAAGAGGAAGAAGAUGAAUACGAAGAUACGGUCAUCAUUACGGAACUUCCCAAUUCCGUAGCCCCAGCAGCCCCGGCUACUACCACGAGCACUACGGCUCCAACAACUGCAACCGUACCAACCACCACAAAAACAACCACGGAAGCCGAAACGGAGGCUACUACCACUCCUUGCUCAAUUCCUACGACUCCAACGGUUGAAUCGCUACCACGGUCUCUUCCCGAUACCAGCACUCCGGUAGCAGUAACCACAACAACAACAGCCACAACAGAGACACUACCGCCUACUACAACACAGCUUGAACUCGUAACAGCGCCAAGUGUGGUUUUUGUUGAAACUACCACCGCCGCUACUAGUGCCACUGCUAUGACUACCUCUUCUACUACUACUACUAGUCUUGAACCAAAGGCCACAACUCUACCAACCGUAAGUAGUAGUAGCAGCAGCAGCAGCAACAGUAGAAGCAGCAACGCUCCAACGAAACAGCAGGAACCCAAGGAGGACUACGACAACUACGACGAAGAGUACGACGAUGAGAUUGAAGAGGAACCGACGACGGUCGCUGUUCCCACUGGACGGCAGCAGUCCGGUAACGUACAACCGGCUGUGGUCAGCACUGAGUCUUCAACAACCGAACAGCCAACGACUACUCCGGCAACAACCACCGUCCUGGCUCCAACCACAACUUCAUCAACAACCACCACGACUACGACUACAACGACAACGCCGGCUCCAACAACAACAACUUCCACCACUAUGGCCACGACGGAAGUGGACGAACCUACCAACAUGUAUCCCAUCAUCAAGAACCGCAUUCAGAAGCAGGCCAUCAUUGCCGGCAAGGUGUUCAGCCUUACGGUGCCGCAGGAUACGUUCCUCGAUACCGAAGACGGUAACAAUCUACGGCUCGAGCUGUUCGACAGCCACGGCCAUCCACUCAAGAACAACUCCUGGAUACAGUUCGACGUGGAGACGCGCGAAAUCUACGGCCUUCCGCUGGAGAAGGAUGUUUCCAAAUGGCACUACAUCUUGCAAGCCACCGAUUCCGGCGACAAGUCGGUCAACGAAACGGUCGACAUCUCCGUUCAGCAACACAAGUCACACCGUAGUGUGAACCAUGAAAUUAGCUUGGCUCUCAAGUUACAACGUAAGUUCGCUAGAAACGUAGACUGGCAAAUCCAAAUCAUCCGAGGUAUCACCAAAGUGCUUGGAGAUGCUUCCGUCUCCAAUGUAGUGGUCCGCGAGGUCCGAAACAGCAUCCAGGAUCCAAACCUAGCCACAUUUGUUUACACUAACGAAACUUUGCCAAAGGAUCGCUGCCCCGAAGAGAUGCUGGACGAACUGGUCGCUCAGCUCACCGAAAACGCUCUCAACGAUGUGCUGAAUCCGGAUAUCAUGGUCAAGUCCGUUCUGGGUCAGCAAAUUGGACAGUGCAUGAAGUCCGUGAUUCCGAAGGUUAAACCAACCCAGAGCAUUGCCACGAAGAACUAUGCACCCACUACACGAAAUCAGGUGGACCGGGUCAACGCUACGGUUGGCCAUCUCCUCGUUUACAAAGUGCCAGCUGAUACCUUCUACGAUCCGGAAGAUGGAAAUGAUCUGAAGCUGAAACUGUUGACCACCGAACGAAACCCGUUGGAUCAUCAUCAUUGGCUGCAGUUCGACUCGAAGAAUCAGGAAUUCUUUGGUGUACCUCAACCCCAGGAUGUUGGUCAGAAAGAAUACCUCCUGAUUGCCGAGGAUCGCGAGGGCUUGACAGCUACCGAUGCCCUGGUUGUGGUAGUCCACCAAGCUCACUACAAACGUGACUACAGCGUCCUGUUUGAGCUUACCUUGGAUACCACGCAGGAGCAAUUCAGUACCGCCCAAUCCCAGCGAAGGUUUAUCGAGCGACUAGCCAUGGUCUUUGGCGACUCGCAUACAAACUAUAUCCAAAUUCGUAAGGUUCAUCCAAUGCGUCACGUUGAUCAAGUUCAGGUGACCUUCUUCAACACCACACUUUACCGUCAACAUCAACGCUGUCCGGAUGAAGAAAUCGAAGCCCUGCGGAACAUGUUGCUCUACCAAGACGGAACCGUCCGUACCAAAGUUCGAGAUAUUCUUGGACAGGAGUUCAACCUCGUCAAUAUGAGUAUGAUUCCGAUGGGCACCUGCCAGGGCUUCGAUACUCCCAUCCACGUGACGAACGAACCUGAGAAGGCUAUUCCUCCUCCAAUUGCCAAGGACGAUUACCUGCUAACCGUUGUUCUCCCAGCUGUGAUCAUCCUGGCGAUGCUCCUAAUAGCCUUCAUCAUUGCCUGUAUCCUCUACAGGCGGCGGCUCACCGGCAAGAUGGAACUUGAAUAUAUCAAUUUCCAACCUAUCGCAUCCCAAUCCAAUCAAGGUACCGAUGAGGAACGGAAAUCGUUCCGCUCCAAGGGCAUCCCGGUGAUAUUCCAGGACGAGCUGGACGAGAAGCCGGAGAUCGGCAACAAGUCGCCGGUCAUACUGAAGGACGAGAAACCGCCGCUGCUGCCGCCGUCCUACAGCAGCACCAACAACGAUGGUGAAAACGAAGACGUCGACGAGUACGUCCCACCGCCGGCCGUGGUCAUGGGUGGCCGCGAACCCCGAGGUAAGUCCCCGGUCACCCCGUCAUACCGAAGGCCCCCGCCGUAUGUGUCCCCUUAGAAGCGAGCCAAUCGUAGUGCCACCAGCACUGCUAGCACCACAACGUCCCUCUCCAGCAACAAUAGUUUCAACAACAACAGCAAUGGCGGGCGGAAGCAGCCACAGGUACGUAGCUAGACAGGGGUAGGAGCACUACGAUGGAACAGGAGCGAGCGCUUCUCCUAGAGGAGCGUCGCGCGUCGUCACUCACAUAAAUGAUGAGAUCCGGUUUGAAAUGAGUUAUUUGAUCGAUCGCGUGUAGGAAGAAAACAGGAAGGGUCCCCCACAAAUGUUUUAUUUUUUCUGAUAGGGAAAAAGUCUUUCGAUGGGGAUUCGAUUUUUUUAGGAAAGAAGCAAUGAGACAGAAGUUUCAUAUUUUUGUAAAGAAGUGAAUCGAUUUAUAGUCAUCUAGAGGGUAAUUAAGAUUUGAAAUUUGAUCUUUGCAUGAAGAAUGCAAACGAAAAAAAACUGAGCACACAAAAACCUAGCUUUAGCCGAUAUAAGUUUUGCGUUUAGGUUCAGAAGCGAAUCAGUUUGUUUUUCCCGGCUCGAUUAAGCUCGAAAUAAGUUUUAAUAAAAAUGUUUCCUCAUUUUACCGAAGAAAAUGUCUUUCCCAUCUCUCGUUAGAUCUUGUUGUGAUGCGGAGCACAACGGGAGAACCACGCACAAUCAAGUUUUUUAGGAUGUUAUUAUACCCGUCAGAAGCAGUGCGGCGGCAGUGCUGUCUGCCUGUUCAAGAGCUUAUGAUGAUAGACGAACAUGUAAAGAAUUUCAGUUUAGUUCUCGACGAAAUCAAUUGGCUUUUAGAAAAAGGAAAAAGUUAGAUAUUAGUGUACGUAAAACAGAAUCACACUUAAUACUCACAUAGCGGAUGAGCAGAUGAAAUAUUUGAUUUAUUUUUGUGAUGAAUAGAUCAUUAAGGUAAUUGAAACGAUCACUUCGAAUUGAAUAGAUACUUUUUAAAAGUGGUGUGAUACGUAUCUCAACUGUUUCGGUAUGAUGAGCGUUAUUCAUUUCAUGAAAAAGAUGGAUGAGAUGCGUUAGACAAUCGUUAGUAACUUAUUCAAUUCGAGUGGCUUAAAAACUAUUAUUGAAGGCAUAUCAUUCGAAAUUUGCCAGUCAGGUUUCACUCGACUCAUCGCGUAAGUCUAAUGCAUCUUUGAAGGUAACCCAUAAGUUACUCAUUGGCUACGCGACCUGGUAUGUUGAUUUUGGUGAUUCAUCAACAGUAAAAAAUCAAAUGGCACAACUGCUCAUCUGUUCAUGUUGAUCAUAUUUGAUAUAUGCCCGCGCAGCACUCGUUCUAACAAUAUUGGAUGAAUCCUUCAUAAAUGUUGUGCAGCAGUGAAACAGUGAAAAGUGUGAAUAAUGUAAUUUCAUAAAUUACAAUAAGGAAAGGAUCAAUCGAUUGCAAGCAUGUAAACUAAAUUAGGUGUAUCCAGCGAUAACGAAAUUCUGAUUAAAACAUGUCUAUUUUGAUCUGAACGGAAGGAACUCACAACCAGGAAACAUAAAAAUGAAGCGAAGUCCGAGCUUUUGGAAAUCAUGCUUUAGGAUUCCGUCGGUAUUUUGAAAACUAAAGAUCUGGGAUGACUGAAUAAGGGCUGCAUUUACGACGGCCGUAAACUAGACUGUACGACCGUACUGUAUUUUUUUAAUUCAGCUUUUUCAUAGAAAACUUAUAUUUUGAUUUCAUCGAACUGUGAACUGCGUUUCUCUUUGCAUAAUUUUUAUAACACCGUGAUGGGCACCAACUUUUUAUACUAAAUCUUCUCUUCAUAAGUGGAAAUUCAUUCAUUAUGAAAUAAUCUAGAUAC